GGUGAGGCGGGAGGCGGCAGGAUGGGGGACGCGGUGUCCGAUGUCGGGGUCUGCAACCUGGCCUACUCCGGGCGCCUGGAGGAGCUGCGGGACCAGCUGCAGCGCGACAGGGCCCUGGCCACCAAGGCCGACCAGGACAACCGGACCGCGCUGCACUGGGCCUGUUCGGCGGGACACACGGACGUCGCCAACUUUCUCCUCGGUCUCGGCGUGCCUGUGGGCGACAAGGACGAUGCUGGUUGGACUCCCCUGCACAUUGCUGCUUCGGCGGGCCGGGACGAGAUUGUGAGAGGCCUCAUUGCCAGGGGGGCUCAGGUCAAUGCUGCCAACCAGAACGGCUGCACACCCCUGCAUUAUGCUGCCUCCAAAAACAAGCAGGAGAUUGCAAUCAUGCUUCUAGAGAACGGAGCUGAUCCGGAUGCAACGGAUCAUUUUAAAUCCACCCCAUUACACAGAGCAGCAGCCAAAGGAAACCUAAAAAUGGUACAGAUCCUUCUGCAGCACAAGGCAUCUGUUGAUAUACAGGACUCUGAAGGGAAUACUCCUCUUCAUUUAGCCUGCGAUGAAGAGAGAGUGGAGGAGGCAAAGCUGCUGGUGUCUCACGGGGCAAGUAUUCACAUUGAGAAUAAAGAAGAACUGACCCCACUGAAAGUGGCAAAAGGUGGCCUGGGAGCCAUACUUAAAAGAAUGGUGGAAGGCUAGUGGGGACUCUGACUCGACUCUUCCCUGUUGCACUUGUGUUUAAGACUGCAAAGUUCCUAUUUUGAUAGUUCAUCUAGGGUAUUGUGUAUGGCUAUCAGCAUGGUAAUAAAAUGUGUAUCUCUAGGUUUCCUUCAAGCACAGUGCCAAAACAACUGUUUGUACUUCCUGUUAAUUAAACAGUUCACUGAUUUUAAAGUCUUUUUCAAUAUCUUGCAAUUUUCUUUCAGUUUACAGUAUGAUCUGUAUAAAUGCAGUUGUUUCCUCUGUUUCAGAACCUAGUUUAGGAUUGUUGCUUUCAAGAGCAACAGGACCAAAAAUGCUUUAACCAGAUAAAGUCAGUUUUCUUUUGGAAGCUCA
Apus apus (common swift) is the source of this 1059-nucleotide messenger RNA. RefSeq names its product proteasome 26S subunit, non-ATPase 10 (gene PSMD10). NCBI's taxonomy places the organism in Eukaryota, Metazoa, Chordata, Aves, Apodiformes, Apodidae. Bases 22 to 702 code for a protein of 226 amino acids. The transcript has 5 exons. The record is from RefSeq and is a predicted model, not a curated record. Gene Ontology annotation, molecular function: protein binding.